Messenger RNA from Anopheles cruzii, 609 nucleotides. RefSeq names its product heterogeneous nuclear ribonucleoproteins A1 homolog. Bases 1 to 609 code for a protein of 202 amino acids. The record is from RefSeq and is a predicted model, not a curated record. The transcript is spliced from 4 exons. Lineage: Eukaryota; Metazoa; Arthropoda; Insecta; Diptera; Culicidae.
AUGAGGACUGUCUACACGGUUUUCUUCCUGGUGGCGGUAUCGUUCUUUGCCGAUAUAGUAGUGGCCGGCGUUGUGCACAUCCGAAAGGGGUUUCAACAGGACGAACAAUCAGCCACCCAGCAAACGCUUCGAAUUAAAAGACAACUGCUUCCGGUGUUGGGUGGUGGAUUUCCGCGCGGCUUUCAACCCAAUUUCUUCAACUCCCAACGCGGAGGCUUCAACGGAUUUUCCGGAGCCGGUGCAUCUUCGAAUGCGCUGAGUCAAAACUUUGGGGGAGCCGGUUUUUCUAGUUCGAACGCAAAUGCUGACGCGUUCAGCCAAUCAUUUGGACUCGGUCAAGGAGCUGGAGCUUCGGCCGCGAAUGCUCAGGCACAAUCGUUCCAGGCCGGUGGUCCAUUCGGUUCAUUUGGGGCGUCCGCAGCGAAUGCGGCCAGCCAAGGAUUCAGUGCCGGACCGGAUGGGCUGAGCGGAUCGGCGUCUUUCGCCGGUAGCCAAACGUACAAUUUUCCCGGCGAUCACAAGAUUUCACUCGCCUAUUCGAACGGAUUUUCGCUCGCCAACGGACAACCGUCGGCAUCGAAUGGGUUCAGCAUUUCCGAAAGUAAAUGA